UUGCAUGAAGGACAUAAAGAAGACGACGAAGAAGAUUUGUGUAACCCGGAAGUUAAAUACCAUAACAAAAAAAUUGCCGGGAAAUUGUCACUGUAGAAUCGGCUGGUCUUGUGGAAUUUAUAGAUUUUUUUUACAUUAAAAAUUGUAUGGGUCUUUGCGGCCAGUAGAACGACAUCUUGUGACAUGGAGGAAUACGAGGAGCUGUUGUACGAACAAGAUGACUUUGAGGAACAGUUCGCUGACGAAUUGGAGGUUUUGGCUGAGAUGGACGUGGAACCUCCCAAGCCAUUGGCACGUCAAAAUCAGCGCACAGGAGAUGACAUCGCAGAUAUAGAACACCUCCUGGAUGAUCAGCCAACCACUCCAAAAGCAAAGAGGCAGAAGCAGGAAACAGGGGUGGUCAAGCGCCUUUUCUCUCAAAAGAGCAAACCCCCACCUCAGGGUACUGACAUCACACCCCCAUCGUCUCCAGAGCAAUACGAACCCUCUCAAACCCUCAGGUCGGCGUCUGCUUCUUUGGAUAUCAGUGGAUUCGCUACAAUCCCAGAAACACCUGUCCCAGCCCCAUCUGUGGUUCCACCAUCACUGCACGUGCUCAGGCGACCUCCAUUACAGGGAGACUUUAUCACUGUUACAGACUCAUCAGGAACACGGGUGUACCUGCGACAGAAGGAAGACACCGGGCCAAAGAUAGUGGACUCCAGAAUGGCUCCUAACUUCCAGGGCUCACUGGGUCUGCUGGCAGUGCCAAUAAAUGUCCUGAGAGAGCAGGAAGCAGAGAGGCGCCAUCAGCAGGUCGUGGAGGAAUCUCAGAGGCUCACGGAGCUGCUGACCAGUGUUAACAACGUGAUUGUUGAGCCUGAACUGGAAGAAGAAGAAGAAGAAGAGAGCAGCAAAGGUGUAGAUGACGAUGGUCAAACCUCUCGUCUGUGGGUCGACAGAUUUUCACCUCGACAGUACACCGAGCUCCUGAGUGAUGAUUUUACAAACCGCUGUCUGCUCAAGUGGCUGAAACUGUGGGACACAGUUGUGUUCGGAAAAGAGAGAAAGAUCCGGGCUCCCCGCACGGACAGACAGGCUCCCAAUCAACACACUUUCAAACCAAACCAGAGCAACCAGAAUCCAAACCGCUUCAAAACCAAGAUUGAGAUGACGGAGGAGAUUCUGGACGCUGAACUGGACCAGUACAAACGACCCAAAUAUAAGGUGGCGUUGCUGUCUGGUCCUCCUGGUCUGGGGAAGACCACCCUGGCUCACAUUAUUGCAAAGCAUGCUGGGUACAAUGUGGUGGAAAUCAAUGCCAGUGAUGACCGCAGUGCUGAGGUCUUCCAGAAGCGCAUCGACAUGGCAACGCAGAUGAAGUCGGUGUUAGGAGCCAAUGAGAGACCAAACUGUCUCAUUAUUGAUGAGAUUGAUGGAGCUCCUGCUGCUGCCAUCAACAUUCUGUUAGCGACUCUGAACAGGAAGGACGGACCUGGAGCAGAAGCUGCUUCAGAGGCUGCAAAGAAGAAAAAGAAGAAGGAGUCCAUCCUGCUGCGACCAAUUAUUUGCAUCUGUAACGACCUUUAUGUUCCAGCUCUGAGGCCUCUCAGGCAGCAGGCCUUUCUCCUGGCCUUCCCUCAGACUCAGCCUUCUCGCCUGGCACAGAGACUGUCAGAGAUCUCACUUCGCCAGGGGAUGAAGACAGACACAGGCGCUCUGAUGUCACUGUGUGAGAAGACAGACAAUGACAUCAGGUCCUGUAUCAACACACUGCAGUUUCUUCACGGCCGCGGCUACAAACAGCUGGACACCAGGACCAUCCAGUGUCUAUCUGUGGGUCAGAAGGACCAGAACAAAGGCCUGUUUCAUCUGUGGCAGGAGAUCUUCCAGUUACCACGUACUAAACGGAAACGUUUUGGCGGGGGGUUUGAGGAGGCGCCAAGCUCAGGAGGAGGAGCUCAGAGGUUUCAGCACAUUCUGCAUUUGUCUUCAUCAAGUGGAGAAUAUGAAAAGGUUUCUCAGGGUCUGUACGAUAACUUUCUGUCCAUGCGUGUCAGAGACCCACACAUGCACAGUGUGUGUGACGCCCUGGAGUGGCUGGCCUUCUCUGACAGAUUGAACCAAAUGAUUCUCCACAAUCAGAAUUUUUCCCUGAUGAAGUAUCUGCCCUUCCUGUCCGUCACAUUCCACUUCCUGUUUGCCCACACACAUGUGCCACGCAUCAAAUAUCCUCACAGCCACCACGAGGCCACUUCCCGCCUCCUCACCAGCAGCUAUGCUCUUUCCUCCAUGUUGGCAGACAUCCCAGCAUGCAUCAGGAGCAGGAUCAGUACACUCACGCUGACACUUGAUAUUCUGACGCUUCUGCUCAACAUCAUCUGCCCCAAACUACGGCCUGUGAACCCACAGCUCUUCAGCAACAGAGAGAAGGAACAGAUGCACGAGCUGAUCAACACGAUGCUGGCCUACAACCUGUCCUACAGGCAGGACCGUACACUGGAGGGCCAGUACACAUACGUGCUAGAGCCGCGUGUUGAGGAGGUGGUGAGGUUUCCUGGGCUGCCCCCCCAUCGCCAGCUGACGUAUCAGGCCAAACAAACCAUCAGCAGAGAGAUGGAGCAGGAGAGGAUGAGGAGAGCAGAGCGGAUGAUGCUGCAGAGAAACCCUGCAGCGAGAGAGGAAGAGAAGAAGAGCAGUGGUCCUAAGGCCUCCAGUAACCAUCAGCAGAGGCUGGAGAACAUCGUCAAACAGACCACGGUGGAGACCAGGCCGGAGAAAGACUUCUUCGGCCGAGCCAUCGCACCCAAACCUGAGAGACUACAGCCGUCGUCACUCACAGGUACGACAGAGAUGAUGGAGUUACUUUGGUUAUGGAGGUUCUUUUAAGAGCUACGAGCUGAUCUCCAGGUGGGGAAAAGGCCUCCAGCUGCAGCACCCAGGGGGUGAUAACUGACAAGUGUUGUGCAACACUCCUAAUCCAGCACUCCUGUGGCAGACUGCAGGCCUGAGGAACUGGACUGUCAGCAGUGCUGCCAGCAUUAUGUUGGCCGUGUCAUAUUUCACUUGUCAACAGAAAGGAUUAGCCUCAGCAGGAUCCACACUCUGCUAACUCUUACUCAAACAUGAGCCAAGAGAAAAACAAAUGUCGUCCCCACCGUUCCCUUUGAAGCUCCUCAAAUCCAAGUCUGAGUUACGGUAGCUGCACAGACACAACAUGACAAAUGGACAACAGUUUUUUUCCACAGGUGUUUGGUUCAGAAACACAUACUUGGAAUUCAUUAAUUAAAGUGCACACAUUAAAACAUUUUUUCAAAAAAACAGUGCUCCCAGGAAAUUAAAAGACCAGAGCAGAACAGGUGAGUGAUUUUUAGGUUAAAAUGGAAAUCUCAUCAGUGUCGACCAAAAUAGGCUGAGCUCUAAAUCCCUGCCCUGAUUUCCCUGUUGGUUACCAAUUACAUCACUAUUUGAAGGGAGACGGUGCUGAUGGAUGAAUUGAAGACUGUUUGAAAGGAUGGAGAUAUGACUUAUUCCAUCAAAGACACACAUUUACACAAAUCAAUAAUAAACCAUGGAUAUUAAUACAAAUGAGUUUAACAUAGAGCAAUGGUUUUGCA
Messenger RNA from Cynoglossus semilaevis (tongue sole), 3596 nucleotides. It is a transcript of the gene chtf18, whose product is annotated as CTF18, chromosome transmission fidelity factor 18 homolog (S. cerevisiae). Bases 184 to 2868 code for a protein of 894 amino acids. NCBI's taxonomy places the organism in Eukaryota, Metazoa, Chordata, Actinopteri, Pleuronectiformes, Cynoglossidae. Gene Ontology annotation, molecular function: ATP binding; ATP hydrolysis activity. The transcript has 21 exons. The record is from RefSeq and is a predicted model, not a curated record.